Callorhinus ursinus (northern fur seal) is the source of this 762-nucleotide messenger RNA. It is a transcript of the gene PRIMA1, whose product is annotated as proline rich membrane anchor 1. The record is from RefSeq and is a predicted model, not a curated record. Lineage: Eukaryota; Metazoa; Chordata; Mammalia; Carnivora; Otariidae.
CCUCCAUUCCCCGCGCCGAGGAUCGGCUGGGGCCGCCGCCAGGCAAGUUCGCCCCCGAGAGCGGUGGUGCCGCGGGCCGAGAUGCUCCUCCGGGACUUGGUGCUGCGCCGGGGCUGCUGCUGGCCUUCACUGCUGCUGCACUGCGCGCUCCACCCUCUCUGGGGCUUCGUGCAGGUGACGCAUGGUGAGCCCCAGAAGUCCUGCUCCAAGGUGACCGACAGCUGUCAACACAUCUGCCAGUGCCGCCCCCCUCCCUUGCUGCCCCCACCACCCCCGCCCCCACCACCUCCCCGACUCCUCUCCGCCCCAGCCCCCAACUCUACCUCGUGCCCCGCUGAGGAAAGCUGGCGGUCGGGGCUGGUGAUCAUCAUUGCGGUAUGUUGUGCCUCCCUGGUGUUUCUCACUGUGCUUGUCAUCAUUUGCUACAAAGCCAUCAAAAGGAAACCACUGAGAAAAGAGGAGAACGGCACCAGUGUUGCUGAGUAUCCCAUGACCUCCUCACAGAGCAACAAAGGGGUGGACGUGAACAGCGCCGUGGUGUGAGUCUGCAGAGCCCGGACCCACUGGCCAGAGGGGUACCUUGGUGGCAUUAGAGGACCCGGGAAAGCAGGUGGACCCGAGCUGACACUGGGCUUGUCCAGGACUUCCGAAGGAGAAACCAACCUCUUCCCAGCCUUGCCCCUGGUCAGCUCGCAGGCAGGGCAGCACAGACACCAGGCUGAGCCAGGCUCCCCUGCACGCAGCUCCCAGGGGCAGCGCCGC